Messenger RNA from Ilex paraguariensis (yerba mate), 1447 nucleotides. The record is from the annotation of a GenBank genome assembly. Lineage: Eukaryota; Viridiplantae; Streptophyta; Magnoliopsida; Aquifoliales; Aquifoliaceae.
GUAUAUUAAGAGAAAGGUGGGAACCCACCACGGAGGCUAGGCCUACAUCAGGGUGCCUUCGAGAUCCUCAUCUCCGUGGCCAUGUUUAUAUAUUUGUUUUGUCCCGUUCACUUUGAGAAGCCAAGAGCAACAUCUUCAACUUCUAUCCCUCCCUCCAGUCACUACCAGCAGUCUAACACCAAAAACAGCACCAACAUUGGUUCAACUUGGUCACACCCCUCUGCUGUGUAGUGCCAAAACCAGAAAAUAGAGAUACCGAUCCCAUGGCAGCUGUGGCAAAUAUAUCAGAGCCCCAUGACAGGGCUUAUCUUCCUUAUUCGGUACAGCCAAAUUCACAGUCCCUUCAAGUGACCUCAUACCCCAUAACUUUAAAGUUUGAAGAGAUUGUUUACAAAGUCAGAUUUGAGCAGAAAGGAAUAUGCUGUGGAGAAACACUGGGAACUAGAGAGAAGACCAUACUAAAUGGAGUGACAGGCAUGGUGUGCCCCGGGGAGAUACUAGCGAUGUUAGGUCCAUCAGGCAGUGGAAAGACCACCCUACUUACAGCCCUUGGAGGGCGUCUUAUGGGUAAAUUAUCAGGAAAGAUCACCUACAACGGCCAGCCUUUUUCGGGGUCCAUUAAACGUCAAACAGGAUUUGUUGCCCAAGAUGAUGUUCUAUACCCUCAUCUCACUGUAACUGAAACCCUCAUAUUCACUGCACUACUCAGGCUACCCAAAAGCCUGACCAGGGAUGAGAAAGUUCACCAAGUGGAGAGUGUGAUCACAGAGUUAGGGUUAACACGGUGCCAGAACAAUAUGAUAGGAGGGCCCCUAUUCAGAGGAAUCUCAGGUGGAGAGAAGAAAAGGGUAAGCAUAGGUCAGGAAAUGCUAAUCAACCCAAGCUUACUGUUGCUAGAUGAACCCACCUCAGGUUUGGACUCAACCACAGCUCAGCGGAUUCUGACCAUUAUUAAAAAGCUGGCAAGUGGGGGUCGAAGUGUGGUCACUACUAUUCACCAGCCCUCAAGCCAACUCUACCACAUGUUUGAUAAGGUGGUCUUGCUCUCUGAGGGCUCCCCAAUAUACUUUGGUCCUGCAUCAACUGCCUUGGAAUACUUCUCUUCAAUAGGUUUUUCCACAUCCCUCAUCGUCAAUCCUGCGGACCUCUUGCUUGAUCUUGCUAAUGGUAAAUAGAAAUUCCCUGCUUUUCACAAGUUUUCCUAGCCGAAAUUCGGGUUUGAUUUUACUUUUUCAUAAUGUUGAGCUAGAGGGGUCAUAGGAGGGGAAGGCUGUCUAUUAUUCAUCAUUUCUUACAUCUAUUUCUCGUUUUUUCAUUAACACAAAUUGGGAUGUCAUUAGGCCAACUUAAAGUGGUGGUUAUUAUGCUAGCUUUGUAUAAAAGCAGUAUAAAAUGGCCCCACCCCCAGAUUGCCCCACAUUCAGUUUGGUGGACUAAAGGAAAGUGA